UGUUCUAGUCUCAGUGAAUUAUAAAAUUCGGCGGAAAUCCGGAGAAGAAAAUCCUGUUCAGUUUUCACUUUUCAUCGAUAGAUCCGCAAACCAAGAUGAAAAAUCCACCAAAUCUCCGCGAGUCUUCCAAAAUUUAUCCAACAUGGCGGCAUCAUCCUCUCCCUCAUCGCUUCCGACCAAUACAAAGCUAGAGUGCGAGUGCUGUGGUAAAAAGUUUAAAAGCAUGCAAAAUCUGACUGGGCAUGUUACAAAAUAUCUUUGCAAGUUCAAAUGUACACAAUGCACCUACACCUCUAACGUCAAGUAUAAUCUUAGGACGCAUUUUCAAACUGAACACACCCGGGGUCCAGUUUUUUUCUGUAGUCAUUGUACAAGUUCAUUUAAUACUCUGCAGUUGAAGCAAGUUCAUGAAUACAUUAGCCAUCCAAAAGCAAAGCCGGUCAAAGAAAGAUGUGGUAAAUGUUAUCGGAGAUGUGGAACCAAAAAAUCUCUUCAAAAGCAUAAGCUGUUUUGUGUAAACCGACCUAGCUACAAAUGUGAUCUCUGCGACUUUAUUACUCUAAAAUUCAAACCUCUGAAAAAUCACAUGAGGACAAGACACAAAUUCGAUCUUCUAUUUAGUGAUAUUGAUAAGUAUAGUGUACCUGUUCUCAAACCAGAUGGAUUAUCAGGAGAUCCUGGACAUGAAACUCCAUUAGUAAAACAUACUUCUGAAGACCUAACCAAAGAAUAUGACUUUAAAGAAACAACAGUAAACGCUAACUCUGAAGCAGUCAAUGAAGAAAGUGAUGAAGAAGAAGAAAUGGUUUCAAAGAAUUCUGAAGUAGCAAGGAAAGAAGAUAAUUCCGAAGAAGCUCUUGUAGCAAAAUAUUCUGAAGAGAUGAAAAACAAAGAUGACUCGGAAAAAGAAACUGAAGUAAAUGAUUUGGAAAAGGCUUCAGUCCAAAUCACACCAAUUUGUAAAAUACAACAAAUAGAAACUGAAAAAAGAAGAAAAAGUUUAUCAAAACUUCCUCAAGCUGAUCUAAUUGAUUCUCAACGUAAGGAAGAAACAAGUACAUUUCCUAAUGCUUCAAUACAUCUGAAAAAAGAUAGAUUAUUCUUUAAAUCAGAUAAAUACCUUAGAAAAUGCUUAAAAAAUACUCAGUCUUCUUAUAAAAUUGGUUUAGCUCCUUCAGCGACUAUCACUUCUGGACAUUUUGAUGAACCCCCAGAGGAAAUCAGUUUCAAAUCAGAAGAGAAUAUUGAUGUUAAAGAUGCUGAUAAUGAUGGGUCUAUAGGUUCAAUUAGGUCUGCAGUAUAUGUAUGUCCUUAUGAUAAACUGAUGUUUAAAGCAGUCAACCAGUUUCAUCUUCAUCUUCAUGCCUUUCAUCUUGAUAUGGAGUCAACAGAUGUAAAGUGUCCAAUUGGAAAGGAUAAUUUUACUUGUACAUGCGGAGUACAUGUGAACUGUAGACAGAGCUAUAUAUCUCAUAAAUCCAGGUGUACUGGGGAAACCAUAUUUGAAGAUGAUUCAGAUACAGCUGAUGAGGAGGAGAUAUUUAUUCUAGAAGAUGAUGAAGAUCAAGCCACUAAACAUAUCAAAAAUUUAAACAAUACUUCUGAUGACGAAAACAUGGAACCCAAGUUGACCGAAGAGGUGUUAUUUAUCUGUGAUAAAGCAAUCAGCCAUUUAAGAAAUAAUAAAGAGAAAAGUCCAGAAGUGAUUUUGAUGGAUCAGCCUCAAAACAUAGCUGCAACCACUGUGGAAGAAGCAGAAGAAGAUGUAAUUGAAAUUCUUGAUGAUGAAGACUCUUCUGAUCCAGAUUGUAUUCAAAUCUCUGACGAUGGGUCGAGUCCAGAAAUAAUUCCUCUGGAUAAUCCUGAAUUAAAAUCUAAAAAAUCCAGGAAACGUGUCAGACAAAUCCGUUGUUCAAUGUGUGGGCUAUGCUAUUCUUUAGAGAAAAUAUUUUCACAUGUUUGUGGUACUCCAGAACACAUGAAGUAAAAAAAUGUGUAUACAUGAACCAUGUUUUUGGUACACAAGAACACAUAAUGUAUCAGACUGUAUACAAAUAGAUCAUGUUUGUGGUACACCAGAACACAUGAAGUAAAAAAAUGUUUAUACAUGAACCAUGUUUUUGGUACACAAGAACACAUAAUGUAUCAGACUGUAUACAAAUGGAUCAUGUUUGUGGUACACCAGAAUACAUAAUAUGCUAUAUUGUGUACUAAUGGAUCAUGUUUGUGCUACACUUUUAACACAUAAUGUAUUAGACUGUGUUACAAAUGGAUCAUGUUUGUGGUACACCAAAACACAUAAUGUAUUAGAUUGUGUACACAUGAAUCAUUAUUUAGGUCGUCAUUUAAAAGUCGUGUACGUGUAUUGACCUCAGCCAUAUUUUUAAUUUUUACUUCUAUGGUUGUGAGAUUUAAUUUCAUGUAAAUUCCU
Messenger RNA from Eurytemora carolleeae, 2431 nucleotides. RefSeq names its product RE1-silencing transcription factor. The transcript has 9 exons. Gene Ontology annotation, cellular component: nucleus. NCBI's taxonomy places the organism in Eukaryota, Metazoa, Arthropoda, Copepoda, Calanoida, Temoridae. The coding region runs from base 143 to 1987 and encodes 614 amino acids. The record is from RefSeq and is a predicted model, not a curated record.